Naegleria lovaniensis is the source of this 1173-nucleotide messenger RNA. RefSeq lists its product as uncharacterized. The record is from RefSeq and is a predicted model, not a curated record. Lineage: Eukaryota; Heterolobosea; Eutetramitea; Acrasida; Naegleriidae. The transcript is spliced from 2 exons. Bases 1 to 1173 code for a protein of 390 amino acids.
AUGAUCAACAUUUAUCUGUGCUCAAAACCAUGCAACAAAUUGACCAACACCCCCAUUUCAUUCAUACCCAUUGAAAUACCUCUAUCUGAUGACUAUAGUAAGAGUCAUGCUUCCAUUCAUCAAAUUAUUUGCUCUGGACCUUGUUCCGAUGAUUCCAAAUGUAGAAUUUUAUUGAGUGAUGGAAGAGUUUAUAAAAUUUCAUUUUCAAAUAAUACAGAUAAUGAUUUACCUUUGAUCAAUAGACAAGAAUAUUUAAAAGAAUUUGGGAUCAUGACUCACAAGAUCGUCAAGCAAAUGGAUAGUUUCACAAAUGGAUGUAUAUUUUUAGUACAUGAUAUGAAAAAGAAACGAAAUGUUUUAUAUGGUGAAGAAUCUAAUUAUUAUGACAAUUUGGGAAAUAGUGACUCCAAUGAUGUUCGGCUCAUAUUUGAUCCUCAAUUGUAUGACCAUCAACAUUCAAACGCAUCGGUGACUCAUAUUGCAUGUUGUUUUUCGUUUAGCGUUUGUGUCGUGAAUCAUAGAGAGAUUCGAGUAUCAGGACAAGAUUGGAUUGAUGCUAAAUAUGCAACGAUAUGGAGAAAUACUCAAUUUAUAACACCAUGUGAUGUGAAAGAUAUUAGAGGAGGGAAUUUCCACUUUAUAUGUCUCUUAAUGGAUGGAUCGAUCGUCGCUGGUGGAUCCUUUACUAAGGAACAUUCCCUUUGUGCAACUGGACAAACAGGUAGUAUUUGUCAUUUCACCAUUCCAUUUCGAAUCGAAUCAUUUUCAUGUGCUUCAUCGAGAACCUUAAUUGAAACAGAAAAGGAUUACUUAUUGUACGGAGCGAAUCCAUUUGCUCAAACUCAAACCAAAGCGUAUCAUCUCACCAUUCCAAAUCACUUGGAUUUGAAGCUUAAAAGCGUAUUGAUGUUUCGAGAGACAUUUGUUUUCAAAUCUGUCAGCAAUCCAUCGCAAUUGAUUGUUGCUACCGACUCUCAUACCAUGGGAGUGGUUAAUCUUUCUGAAUAUUUUAGUGCCAAAGACAUUUAUAGAGAUGGAAUUGGGAUUAGUUCCUAUUCCAAUGCCUUAGUGUUAUAUUGUAAUCCUGAACGUGCCACUUUCAUGCAACGAAGACUAGGAGAUUUCAUUUCAAAACGAGGAGGAGCUUUAUCGGAUAUUUCAAUAUGUUGUUGA